AUGGCGUUGCGAGGAGAUGAGCCUGAGAUUAUGAACCUAAGAGAAUGGGAUCGAAGAGCUCGGUUUAUCCGGGAAAACCCGACUUCUAGAAGGUUCUCUGCUUCAUACAUAGGAAGCUUCCGAGAAGAUCAUCACAAGUCUUUUUCUAGAACAAACUUCAACAACAUCUCUAGAACAAACUUCAACAACAUCUCUAGUACUGCCUCUUCUCCUGGCUACACCCUCAAAGAAGAGAUAGACCCAUCAACAUAUUCCUUCACCAAUGCACUUAAAGCAUUACAAGCAAAGACAAUGAUUAACAACAGAGAAUGGUUAUCACAAGAAGGGUUUGCGUUGAAUUCAAAGUGGAACGAAGCAGAGAAAUAUAUCUGCAAUCCAUUGUCCGGAGAAGUUCCAAUGGAGUGUUUGUCCUCUAAAACAUUAAGUGCAAGAUCAUUCAGAAACUUGACCACCAUGUCUGCUCCUCUUCACUGUCCUAAUCCCAAUCCAUUGGUGAAUAUUGGUCAGAACAAAUCCAAUAAUAACCCUAACGUUAGAGUCAUUCAUGAGGAUCUUUAUUCUCCUGAUCCUGUUCUUGUUCGAGCUGAAAAGAAAGUUGUGGGGCUGAAACGAGAUGUGGGUAUUCAGAGUACGUCGGUGGAUCUAAGCUCCGGCAGUCCUAGUCCGGCAAAGACGCCUCCGAUCGUUGAACGGUCGAUGAAACGACACGUGGAAGCCAAUGAUUCCCCCGUGGAUUUCAAUCUCAAAUUGAAAGGUCAACAAGAGGAUGUGAAGUUAGAGGAGAAAGAUAAUGAAGAAGAGGAGCAGGAGAUGAGUAAAGAAGAAGAAGAAGAGAAGCAAGAGAUGAGCGAAGAAGACGCACAAGAAGAAGAGAUGAAGAAAACGAAGAAGAAGAAGAGAGGAAGUGGAUGCUUCUCAUGGGUGAGAUCAAGACAAAGUCGAGCAAGAAAAUCAAAGUACAUCUUCCCAGUUUGUGUUCCUCAUCUUGUCAAAGGUUGUUGA
This is a messenger RNA of Microthlaspi erraticum, 1002 nucleotides long. Lineage: Eukaryota; Viridiplantae; Streptophyta; Magnoliopsida; Brassicales; Brassicaceae. The record is from the annotation of a GenBank genome assembly.